Molecule: messenger RNA, 1331 nt
Organism: Beta vulgaris subsp. vulgaris (sugar beet)
Lineage: Eukaryota; Viridiplantae; Streptophyta; Magnoliopsida; Caryophyllales; Amaranthaceae
Exons: 2
Coding region: 172-1065 (297 amino acids)
Source: RefSeq, a predicted model, not a curated record
CUUUUUAUGGUUCAAAAAAUACCCUUUUGUAUUCACAAAACAAAUUUGCUCGAAUCUUCUACUCACACUUGUUCUGUUUUCCCUGCCUCUCGUUUUCGUUCUCUCUUUAUUUUCAUCAGUUUCUUCUCUUCAAUUUUCAUGAAAACUUACUGAAACUUCAUAAAAACAAUCAUGAAUUCUACUGCAAUUAAACCAUCUUCAUCUACAUUUUUUAAUCAAAAGCUUUUUAAUCCCAACAAUAAUCCUUAUCAAAGAGCAGUUUCCUUUUUUUCCUUAUCAAUUUUUAAGCCAAAACCCAGAAAAAAAUCACUAUACAUAUCAUGUAAACUUCCAAUUAAUUCACCUCAUAACAAUUUCAAUACCUUCAAUCAUUCACUACCCUUAAAUCCCUUUUCAUUAUUAGCUCCAAUUUUGCAAAACAUAAGAAAUUUCACUGCAAAAACAGCAAAAUUUAGGUGGGUUUCUUAUUUAAAAGACCCAGCAAUAGAUGAAAUUAUUGGUUGUAAUAAUAAUAAUAACAACAAAAAGAUUCAAUUUUUACACAAUGGUGGACUUGGGAUGGCACUUUUAACGGUACAAUCAACGGCUAGGGACCGUUUUAGCCCGGUAAUGGCAACUUUGGCGGCAAAUCCAACGUUUGUUAGUGGAUUAUUGGCAUGGUUUUUGGCUCAAUCAACUAAAGUUUUGUUGAAUUUUUAUGUUGAGAGAAAAUGGGAUUUGAGGUUUUUUUGUGCUUCAGGUGGUAUGCCUUCUUCUCACUCUGCUUUGUGUACUGCAAUGACAACUUCAGUGGCACUUUGUCAUGGUGUUGCUGAUGCUUUGUUCCCAGUUUGUUUGGGGUUUAGCCUUAUUGUUAUGUAUGAUGCUACUGGUGUCAGGAGACAUGCUGGUAUGCAAGCUAAGGUUCUGAACAAGAUCAUCGAGGAUUUAUUUCAAGGUCAUCCCAUCAGUGAAAGAAAGCUUAAAGAACUUCUCGGCCAUACUCCGUCACAGGUCAUUGCUGGAGCUUUUCUUGGAAUUGCGGUGGCGUGUUUUUGUUGUCAGAGUUGUUUGAUUCCGAUUUAAUCUGCUCGUGUUGCUACUGAUCAAAACCAGUCUCCCCCAGCUUGCAACUUCUGGUUGCUGGAAGAGCUUUGAAACAGCAAUAUCAUUGUAGUGAUGAUAUUAGGAGUUAAUCGUUAUGUGCCAUAAUCAUCAUUAUAUAUGUUCAUUGAGGAGGAAGCUAUUGGGUAUAUAGUUCGAAUUUUGAAAGUAAGCCAUCUUGAUUCAACUGUUGUAAUUUGAACAAGAAUGAUUAGUGAAUGGGAUGAAUUGUAUAUUGCUAUUCAGUA